GUAUAGCCUACAUAGGCCUAUGUAUGUAGGCUAUGUAGUGCAAUAACGUUCCAGGGCUCCGUAUUGAAUUAAUGUAGCCUGGCUACCAUUCUAAUAGUUCGAUCCAGUGCAAAACAAGGAUCAUUUCGAAAAUGUCCGAUGCAAAAACCCUUAAUAAUUUGUUGCCUAGACUAUAUUCUACUCAAACCAAACAACUCUAAAAUGUAUACAACUAAACAGGCAGAUAUAUCACAAGCAACUCUAGAAGCACAGCUCUGAAUUUGGUGAAGGCUGUAAUAACUAACAGUGGCUCAAACGAAAUGCAUUUUCUGUUGGGAUAGUGAUACCUCGAGAGGAUGACAGCAGCAAAGUUUCCCUUCAUCUUAUACAAAUCGUGCAUUCUUCGUUCAUAGUCUAACUUAUUAUACUGAUCUGUCAUUGAUUUGCACUGAGUUGAUUUUCAAUAAUACGGAACAAAAUGCGUUCCGUGUCAGUUCAAUACGGAACACAUAUUUUUCUUUCAAAUAGACAAAUAUAGCCUAUCAACUCAGAUAGCCGAUCGGUUCCGCAUGAAGGUGAAUGGGAGCAACGGAAACAGGGCCUAUCUUAGACUAGGUAAUGAUAGUUCUAUAAACAAAACGACGAAUAAAAGCAAAAUCUUCAAAAGCACUGGGAAGCUCAUAAACAGCAGCCCGAGAGAAAAAGAGCGCCUUAUAGCCUACUGAAACUUUACUCAGGUGCGUCCGCGUCAUCUGCUUACCCACUCACCUGCAAAUGAAAGAAACGAAACCAAGACGGCUAUAUAAGGACGUCACGUCGUUUUAUUAUGUGAAAACACAGUGUCAUUCAGUUCGACAGUUCAGCUGACAAGUGCAGCUCACGUUACCAUUAAGGAAACUUAAUUACGAAUUACGUUCAGAAAACAUAAUGUCUUUCAAGUGGAGAGAAAUCCGUCAGGUUGGACUGAAUUUUGUGGACUAUCUCGAUAAAACGGAUAGAAGAUCGGUUCGUUUUGAGAAAGAGGACCUCCGAGGUUUUUACAACUAUGAAUUUAAGGAUGGUGGAUGUCGGUAUCCACCUUUUUCAAGAGUUCUAUAUGUGCUUAAGUGCCAUGGAGAUAUCCGUGGGUGCGCAGGGUUAAUUGAACUUGACCAUCAGGUGAAGCUGUAUGACCAGCGGAAUAUGACAUCAUCUGCAUCCAGCAGACCCAAGCCUGCCAAUCAAGUCCUCCUUGUACAGGACCAGUUCAGCAUGGAGGUGGUUGAUCUGACCUUCCUUCUGACAGAGGACAGGGCACUGCUGAUUGCAGAAAAGUACGGCAUCAGCAUUACGUCCAGUGUGCUGGUGGUGGACGGCACCAUCCGUAUGAGCGUGCGGACAGACCAGGUGUAUGAGCUGAAGCUGUACGUGGCCAACACAGCGAACACAGCCAUGCUCCUCACACACUGCUCCUUCCUCAAGACGGUGCCGUGCUUCAGCCUGGAGGUCACCCGCGACAGACCUCUACUGCUGCAGCCAGGAGCUCGUGAGGAGGUCAACAUCCGCAUCAAGACGGAACAGGUAGGCUGCUACCAGGAGGCCUUGGCCUUCCAGUUCAGGAGCCAGGAGCCCGAGUCCGAGCCUUUCCACAUCGUGCGCUUCCUGGAGGUGGAACAUGCCAGUCCCCUGAUGGAGACUCUGGCUCCGACGGCCCCGUACAUCCCUGUAGAGAGGAGUGUCUGCAGGGAGGAGCGCUUCACUGUGGAGGACGGCGAGAGACCAGACGACAUGCGUAACUCAGGACUCACUUGGGUGAGGCCUCUGCAGGAGCAUCGCGUCCCUCCGUACGUGGGGGACCUCAUCAAGUUCCUGGCCAAACAAGGAUGCUCUGCCACCAUGAAACACAAACUCCUGGUGCUUAAAGGGCUGCUGGAGUCUCCGUUGAGCUUUGAGAACUACACGUCUCGUUUUCAGCUGCUUCUGCAGCUGGAGGAGAAUCAGAUGCUGGUGGACAUCCGGGCGUACGACAUGCAGGACGCUAAGAUGGUCAGAGACAAGAAGCUGCUGGUGCUGAAGGUGCCUGGUGUUGCAGAGAAUCGUCCUUCUGUGCUCAGGGGGGACCACCUCCUGGUCAUCUGCUCAAAAGAGCGCUACCUAGUGCCCUUACGCAAGCACAAGGGCUACGUCCAUCAGGUAGAACUGGAUCAGGUCAAACUGGGCUUUGGACAAAAGCUGCUGAGGGACUUUGUGGACGGCAUGGGCUUUGAUGUGGAGUUCACUGUGAACCGGCUGCCCGUCAGGCUCCAGCACAGAGCAGUGGAGCUGGCUACGGAACACCACCUACGUGACCUGCUCUUCCCCACGGGGGCAAAGGUCACGGCCCCUGCUGAGCUGCCUAGGCUCAGGCUGCGUGAUCGUAAGCUGGAGAGCAACAGUGAGCAGUACAGUGCUGUGAAGAGCAUAGUGGCCAGUGUGUCCAGACCAGCUCCUUACCUGCUGUUCGGACCACCUGGGACCGGCAAGACCGUCACCGUCGUGGAGGCCAUCAAACAGCUGUAUGAUUCUCCCUCCUGCUCCCACAUCCUGGCGUGUGCUCCGUCUAACAGCGCUGCUGACCUGCUGUGUGAGAGGAUUCUGGAACACGUCGACAAAGGUCAGGUCUACCGCCUCUACGCCAGCAGCAGGGACCCCAAAACUAUACCCCAGCCACUCAGGGAUCGGUGCAAUCUUAGUGGGGAUGGGUUUGUGUUCCCCUGCAAAGAGGAAUUGAUGAAGUACAAGAUUCUGGUGACCACUGUCGUAACAGCUGGCCGCCUCGUAAGUGGAGGUCUGCCCACUGGUCACUUCAGUCACAUAUUUGUAGAUGAGGCUGGACAUGCAACAGAGCCAGACACCAUAAUAUCUGUGGCAGGGUUACUGGACCCCAAGUCGGGUCAGCUGGUUCUGGCUGGAGACCCUAAACAGCUGGGCCCCAUCCUCAGAUCACCCAUCGCCAAGAAGCACGGUCUGGAGGUGUCUCUGCUGGAAAGACUGAUGAAUCACAACUCUCUGUACCAGAAGGAUGAGAAGACAGGCCACUACAACAGCCGCUAUGUCACCAAACUACUGCUCAACUACAGGUCCCAUAAGAGCAUCCUGAAGAUCCCUAACGAUCUGUUCUAUGACGGAGAGCUGGUGGCCAGUGCUGACGAGAUGUCCACCCACAUGUACUGCACCUGGGAACACCUGCCCAAGCAGAAUUUCCCACUGAUCUUCCAUGGAGUAAUAGGGAAGGAUGAGAGGGAGGCCAACAGCCCGUCCUUCUUCAACCGCUCCGAGAUCGACGUCGUCAUGGGAUACCUGAAGAAGCUGCUGCUGGAGGCCCAGGGCAAGAAGGGCGUGGCCCGCAUCUCCCCCAAAGACAUCGGCAUCAUCGCCCCCUACAGGAAACAGGUUCUGAAAAUCAGACAGGCGAUUCGAGAGCUGAGAGAGUUGAGGGAGAGAGAAGACAUUAAUCUGCUUAAGGUUGGCUCAGUGGAGGAGUUUCAGGGACAGGAGAGAAGAGUGAUUAUUGUAUCGUGUGUACGAAGCAGUGGAGAGCUCCUGACCUUCGACCAGAAGUUCAACAUCGGCUUCCUCAAGAACGAGAAGAGGUUUAACGUGGCCAUGACGAGGGCCAAAGCCCUGCUCAUCGUGGUAGGAAACCCCGUUAUCCUCAGAACAGACCCUACCUGGGGCAGUUUUAUCCGGUACUGUGUGGAGCAGGGUGGAUACACUGGAUGUCCCCUCUCAGACUCCCCGCCUGAUGGGGCGCUGCAGGCACAACUCGCUGCUCUUCACCUGGAACCUGAGGAGCAAGUGGACAUAGGGGAGAGUGUCGUGCAGCAGCUCUUGGACCCGGAGUGGAGGAAUGAGCAGUAGCCUGAUUAUUCAAGCUACACACACACACACACACACACACACACACACACACACACACACAAACACACACACACACGGAGCCACACAGGCAUCAGAAUGUUUCUUGAUAUAUCACUUUAGUUUGCACAUCGGAUCUCCUGUUUUGGUUGUUUAUCUUUUGAUUGUUGUUGUUUUUAAUUGCAAUUGUUUACUGCAGCAUGUAAGACUUGGUUUCAAAAACGACACACUUUCACAGUGCACAAAAGUGUGUGAAUGAAAUGAAUUCCUGUAUUUAUAUAAUAAUAGCUGUUUAAAAUAAAUGUAUGUGAGAUUAAAAAGUAAACAAAUCCA
Alosa sapidissima (American shad) is the source of this 4188-nucleotide messenger RNA. RefSeq names its product putative helicase mov-10-B.1. The transcript has 24 exons. The record is from RefSeq and is a predicted model, not a curated record. Gene Ontology annotation, molecular function: 5'-3' RNA helicase activity; RNA binding. Lineage: Eukaryota; Metazoa; Chordata; Actinopteri; Clupeiformes; Clupeidae. The coding region runs from base 907 to 3858 and encodes 983 amino acids.